GAGAAACACAGGGCUGUUGUCGUUUGACCUUUCACGGAUUAUGUACAGUUUAUAGGGUUUCCAUAGCAACUUCUCGCGUGUUUGUCAACUUGUCCUGGAAAACGGGAAGAGAUGGUUCUAAUAACAGAAGAUUUGAUCCGACGCCGCGCAGAACACAAUAACUGCGAGAUCUUCUCCUUGGAAGAGGUUUCCUUGCAUCAACAAGACAUUGAGAGGAUUGAACACAUUGAAAAGUGGUGCCGGAACCUAAAAAUUCUUUAUUUGCAAAAUAAUCUCAUCCCCAGAAUAGAAAACGUCGGCAAAUUGAAGAAAUUGGAGUAUUUAAACUUAGCCUUAAACAACAUUGAACUAAUUGAAAAUCUGGAAGGCUGUGAAAGCUUACAGAAGCUGGACCUGACUGUAAACUUUGUGGGGCAGCUGAGCAGUGUGCAAUCUCUGAAAGGCAAUCUCCACCUGAGGGAGAUAUUUUUGGUUGGGAACCCUUGCACUGAAUUUGAGGGCUACAGGCAGUAUGUGGUGGCCUCCUUGCCUCAGCUAAAGUUUCUCGAUGGAAAGGAGAUCUUGCGUUCGGAGAAGAUUCGGGCAGGGCAGGGCCUAGAGGCUGUGAGGAGGCGUGUGCAGGAGCAGGAGCAGACGUACGCGGAGAAGAGAGCACGGGAGAGGCAGGAGGCCCAGAAGACAAAGAAGAACCAGGAGCAGACGAAGGAAGAAUCUGCUGGGAAGCCAGGAUUUGAUGGCCGUUGGUACACUGAUAUCAACAACACUGUUCCGAAGGUACCUGAAGAAAACAAGGAAAACCAGGGGAAUGUGGAAGAAGAGGAGAGGAACCAGGGCACAUGCACAGACGAUCUGGACAAAGCAUUCUGGGACAAGCCAUGUGCCUACACUCCAGAGUCCCGGCUGGAAGCGCACGAGUACAUGGAGGAGAAACGAAGAGCAAAAGACAGAGAGAGGGAAAAAGACAAGAAGGCCAAGACGCCAAGGACGCUGAUCACAGCAGAGGGACGGGUCAUGAAUGUCAACGAACCCAAGCUGGAGUUCUUCUUGUCUGAGGAUGAGGAGAACAACGCAAUCAUUUUGGAUUUGGCAGUUUACAGACAUAUGGACACCUCCCUUCUGGAUGUUGAUGUGCAACCAACAUACAUCAGAGUGACAGUCAAAGGAAAGAUCUUUCAGCUGGAGCUUCCUGCAGAAGUGAGGCCUGAUAGCUCCUUGGCGAAGAGGUCUCAAAGCACCGGACAUCUGCUCGUCACCAUGCCAAAGAUCCAAGGGGAAGUCAAACCAAAAAAGACAGCCCUCCGUCUUUAUAAACCUUCACAGAGCAAUGAAGUACCUUCCGAAAAGACAAGGAAAAUAACAGGGCCUGAGAAACUGGAAGUGGACCCCAGCAAACGCUCGUGUGUAGACCUGGCAAACAUUGUACCAAAGGAGAAGCCUGCCUCUCAAGGCCCUCUGAAGUUACAGCGCCCUCCACUGACCGGAGUCAACGGCAACUCGGAAGACUUUGAGGACGAUCCUGAUGUUCCACCUUUAGUAUGAAACAAAGCACCUCACAUUUUGUGACCCAAGCAAAGUCUUAAAGUCAUGUGUGAUUGGACUGUACAAGUUCCAUUUAAAAAAUAACGUCCUACCUGAUGCAAAAUUGCCUGCAGUAAUUCACAAUGUGUUCCAACAAUUUUACCAUUUUCAUCUUGUAUGAUAAGAUCUUAUCCUGGUCUUAUGUAUAUGUUUUUAAACUGAACUAUGUUUUGAGGUAAUUCAUGUUUUCUUAGUUGGCUAAAUAAAAACUGUAGAAGUAUGUUGGUGUAAAUUUAAACAUUAACAGCCCUUGGUAGAAGACGCUAGCAAAGUUGGAGUGCCUGCUGUUUCUUGCCACUCCUGUGAAAAUGGGGGUUUUUAUCCGGUGGGGAAGUGUCAGGGUAUGAGGGAUCUGGAGGGAUCCGUCCGCGUGGGUCUGGCCCGCUGUCCUUCGUCUGCUCCCGUGUUCACCUUCACGCCCGCGGCUGGGGAAAAGUGCCACUCGAUACCGCGGCUCUUAACGUUCCACUGUGUUCCAUUGUGACAAGGACCUGCAACCUGAGAUACCUGCAGUGUCUGUGUUUCUUUAUCUUACCAUCUGUCACUUUAUCACCCUGUCUGUUUGCCUGUCUGGCUGUCCACGGUUCCGUCUCCUUUUCUAUCUGUUGGCCUGUA
Molecule: messenger RNA, 2193 nt
Organism: Conger conger (European conger)
Lineage: Eukaryota; Metazoa; Chordata; Actinopteri; Anguilliformes; Congridae
Gene: dnaaf11
Product: dynein axonemal assembly factor 11
Exons: 12
Coding region: 112-1539 (475 amino acids)
Biological process (GO): outer dynein arm assembly
Cellular component (GO): cytoplasm
Molecular function (GO): protein binding
Source: RefSeq, a predicted model, not a curated record